UUGGGGAGAAUGGCUGCCAGUGGAGACGUUGGAAAGCUGUUACAGGUACAGAAUGGAACUCCAGCAAGCUCAAGCUACAGCGGGGUAGAUGCCCUACAUGCCUGUAAUAUCCUCCAGCAGCUUAAAGCCUUGUACGACGAAGCUCAGCUGACUGACAUUGUCGUGGAAGUCGACCAUGGCAAGACAUUCUCUUGUCACAGAAAUGUCCUUGCUGCCAUCAGCCCGUACUUCAGAUCCAUGUUUACAAGUGGCCUUACAGAGAGCAGUCAGAGGGAGGUGCGAAUUAUUGGAGUGGAGUCAGAGUCCAUGCAUCUUGUUCUGGACUAUGCUUACACCUCACGGGUCACCCUCACUGAGUCUAACGUGCAGGCCCUGUUCACCGCCGCCAGCAUCUUCCAGAUCCCAGCCCUCCAAGACCAAUGUGCCCAGUUUAUGGUCAGCCGUUUGGACCCUCAGAACUGCAUUGGGGUCUUUAUAUUUGCUGAUGCCUAUGGCCACCAGGAGUUGCGGGAGCGCUCACAGGACUACAUCCGCAAGAAAUUCCUAUGUGUGAUAGGAGAGCAAGAGUUUUUUCAUUUGACCAAAGAGCAGCUGGUCAGCAUUCUCAACAGUGAUGAUUUGAAUGUGGAAAAAGAGGAGCAUGUGUACGAAAGCAUAGUGCAUUGGUUGGAGUAUGACUGCCUGCGCCGGGAGGCAGAUUUACCUGAGGUUUUUGCAGAAUGCAUUCGCUUGCCCCUCUUGGAUGAAGCCUUUCUGACCCGUAUACCCCCAGCCUUUGCCCUGGCCUUGUCCAGCGAUUCCUCGUAUAAGGGCCGACUCAAUGGCACCAAUGGCUGCUCACAGCGGCUGGGUAUGACAGCGUCCGAGAUGGUGAUCUGCUUCGACGCGGCUCACAAGCACUCAGGGAAGAAGCAGACGGUGCCUUGCCUGGACAUUUCUGCCGGGAAGGUGUAUAAGUUGUGCAAGCCACCCAAUGACCUCCGAGAGGUCGGCAUCUUGGUCUCAUCAGAGAAUGACAUCUUCAUCGCUGGAGGCUAUCGGCCAAGCAGUAGCGAGGUGUGCAUCGACCACCGUGCAGAGAGCGACUUCUGGCAGUACGAACAUGCUGGGAACAGGUGGCUCCCACGUUCACCCAUGCUGCGGGCACGCAUCGGCUGCAGGCUGGUGCACUGCUGUGGGAAACUCUUUGCUCUUGGCGGUCGAGUUUAUGAAGGGGACGGACGAAAUGCUUUGAAAUCUGUGGAGUGCUAUGAUGCUAGAGACAACUGCUGGACAGCAGUCAGUCCCAUGCCUGUGGCCAUGGAGUUCCACAGUGCAGUAGAAUAUAAGGACCGCAUCUAUGUAUUGCAAGGAGAGUACUUCUUCUGUUUUGACCCUCGCAAAGACUACUGGGGGCAUUUGCCAGCCAUGAAAGUCCCCCGUACUCAAGGCUUGGCCGCCCUGCAUAAAAACUGCAUCUACUACAUAGCAGGCAUAUGUAGGAAUCACCAGCGCACGUUCACUGUGGAGGUGUAUGACAUCGAGCAGAACACCUGGUGCCGAAAGAGAGACCUCCCCUUUGACCAAGCAGCCAGCCCAUACAUCAAGAUCCUUCUGCUUCAGGAUCGAUUGCAUCUGUUCGUUCGAGCUACGCAAGUCAUGGUAGAGGAGCAUGUGUUUCGAACCAGCCGCAAGAACUCUCUCUACCAGUAUGAUGACGAAGCCGACCAUUGGACAAAGGUCUACGAGACGCCGGACCGCCUCUGGGACCUUGGCCGCCAUUUUGAAUGUGUGGUGGCCAAACUAUACCCUCAGUGUCUUCAGAAAGUGCUGUGAACGGCGAGGAAGAGGAGAUUGUGACAUGACAUGUUGUUUAAAACAGCUGAUAUAUAUUUUUGGAAAAGGCAAUGGUAAUGCUGUUCUACUCUUGGUGCUGCCUGUGUCCCCAACACAAGAGCUUAAGGGGAAGUCUUAAAAAGCGUUAAUGGUUUCAAUCAAUAAGCUGAGGGUGCUGUUUGAAAAUGUAAAAAAAAAAACUGCAGUAUUUUACAUUAGACAGUUGUGCUCAAAGCACUCACACUAUCACUUGUUUAACAGUUUGAAAAGGUAAAUCAUAAGUGCAAUUAUGAUAUUUUUGCUGAUGUUGAGUAUUUCUGUUUAUUAUAUCUUUAAAAUGCAAGUUGAGUGGUUUUAGUUGUUUUGGCAUGCUAUGUUGAGGGAUAGGAACAGCUAAGGGCAAGCAUAUGUCCUAAUAUGCUUGUAUGUCAACAAAUUAUAUAUAAAAAAAAAUAGGUGUGAAAAUAUAUAAAGCUAUAAAUAUUUAUACGGGUUUGAUGAGCUGUUUUGCUCACUGUUAAUGUGAGUACUAAAUUUGUAUUUCUUUCAGAAAUUUCAGGAUUUCUUUAUUGUAAGUUGGUCCUCCAUGCCGCCAACAAAUAGACUAGUGGUUUGCUGGAGAAUUUAGUUGGGACAUUUUGCUUGGCAAAUUAAUUUUGGUUACAAGAUGUACAUGUUGGUGGCUGUUAUUUUAAAUAAUUAACUUUUUUUUUUUUUCACCCAGUUUAAAAGUCAACCUGUGUGCUAUAUGCAUUGACAGUUUUUAAUUUUCUUUUGGAUUCUACUUUUAUGGUGAUUCAUUGAGUGCAGCUUCCUUGUUGAAAACUGUAUCUUUGCUAUGUUGCAUCACCAGCCAGAUCUUUAGUGAGCUUACAAAGUAAUACUCAGUCUCCAUAUUGGAGAAGUGAAAGGAUACCAGCCUUAUGUGUAGCUGAAAUCAAAAGUGGGCAAUUUGUUAAUAGCCAAAACCCAACAAAAGAAAUCAGAUAAGGACAGGAGAGAACAUCGACCAGGUCGAGAUGAUGAUAGUUGGCCAAAAUGUGGAUGCUUAACAUUCCACUACCAUUUAUUGAAGGACUCCUUACUGUAUAUUCAAAACACAUGGGUGCAGUCUAAUUAAAAAUGCCAAAAUAUGUUCUCAACCUGCAUCUCUUGGGCAGCAAUAACAGGUGUGUUUGUCAUUGUUCCUUGGAUAAAGUGCAUUAGGAACUUAAGUGUAACUGCAAUUAAGUUUUCAGUAAUUAUUCCAGAAUCAUGGCCUUUGAAUUUCUUUUAGUGGUUAGAGUUGGUUACAGUUGGGUGUUGGGAGUCAGAUAGAUUUGUUGUAGUUUUGCUAUCCAGAGAUGUUACAGUGCCUGUUAACAAAAACCCAGGCAUCAGACUUCGGUCCUUGGCUUAGUAAUGGAGAAUGUAAAGCCUAUGUGAAAUGCUUUUGGUGAGUUUGACUUUUCAAAAGGCCUAUUUUGCAAAUAAAUACAUUCCUGUUAUAUUAGUUUCCAAUACUACAACAAUCUUGGUAAAUGAACAGGCUUUUUAUCCCACGCCAAUCUUCCAGUCUCAUGCUAUAGAAGAGAAUUGUUUUUGGUGCUGCUUUUUUGACAAUCUUGUACAGAAUAUACAUUGAUUUUACAGCCAUUUGUCAAAGGAUUUUUCAUUGCUCUUUACCUCCAAAUGUCAGUCUUAUAAGUUGUUGUCUCUAAAAUUUUAUUCAUGUUUAUUGUGUCAUAUGCAGGUUCCCUGUGGCACACCGAUUUUGCACUACAUUAUCUCCCUUGAAUCAAUUUCCACUCUAAACCAUCUCAGAAUACAGCGCUCUUUUUUCUUUUUUUUUUUCAGACACAGGGCAUGGUAAAUGCUACCUUUGAAUGACAGCUAAUGUUCUCCCAUGUUGGGUUUUACUCUUUGGCACCUCCAAGACCGAGCUUCAUCUGUAGCUUUGGUGAAGGGAGAGGGAUGAGAAAUUGCAUUGGCUUUGGUGCAGUUGUCUGCAUGUCCGUUCACACUCAGUAGCAUGGGAACCAGAAAUGGACUCUUCUCAGGAUUAAUAUUGAUACACAGUACUGUAUUUAAAUGGUUUGUUAUAUGUAAUAUACUGUAAAUGUUUGCUGUACUUGCACAGUUUAUUUUUUUCUUUACAGGAUUUGCUUUGUCCUUCUUUUUUUCCAAUUUGAAAAAUAUAAUUUUUUUUGUAUGUUUGUUUUUCCUUUUCAGAUGGGUGUUUUUUUUUUUUUCACUUAAAUAUUUACACUUAGGUUUGUUAGAAUUUAUGAUUUUGCUCUGUAAAAAUAAAUGUGAAUCACAAAU
Molecule: messenger RNA, 4119 nt
Organism: Xyrauchen texanus (razorback sucker)
Lineage: Eukaryota; Metazoa; Chordata; Actinopteri; Cypriniformes; Catostomidae
Product: kelch repeat and BTB domain-containing protein 8
Exons: 4
Coding region: 10-1815 (601 amino acids)
Biological process (GO): neural crest cell development
Molecular function (GO): protein binding
Source: RefSeq, a predicted model, not a curated record